UUUGUUUUAACAAAUAAUUGAUGGCUUGAUUGAGGUCUGUCUUUAAACACGAUUUCAAACACGACUUCAUUGACACACAUAUUAUAUGAGAACUGAAGAGCUGUUGUUAUGAGUCUUCUUCUGUGCUUUACUUUUGCUGUAAUCAUAUGAUUAGUAAUUUUUUUUGUGAAGACAUUAUUAGUUUUUUAUUGUUGUUGCCAUCGACUACUCGACUGAUGACCUGUUGGUGAUAGUAGUAGUAGUAGUAGUAGUAGUAGUCGUCGUAGUGAUUGGUUUGGUUUAUCCAUUGAGAGAGAUUGACCACCGAGUGAUGGACGUAUCGAUUACCGUAACGACGAAUCAAAUGAGUGCCACGAAUAGCAAUAGUAGCGGCGGCGGUGGCGGCAAUACGGCCACCAAUUCAACCAAAAAACAUGGUUUCGGUUUCCGUCGAUUUUCGCUGAGACGACUGUUCAAUCAGUCGUCGAUCGCCCGAACAGUUAGCACAAGACAUUCAAAGAGUCCAAAAGAGAAACAUUUGGACACUGGUUUGGCCACCGAAACAAAGAGUGUCGGCCAAAGACCCACUUGUUCUACAUAUUCAGCCAACGCUAUGGAUGGAGAGUCUUACUCACUGUCCAGCGGUCGCAGCGAUUGUCUUAACCAUACGAUGGCCGCCUCUGGCGCCGCUUAUGACAACUCAAGCUGUAGUUCGGGCGCUAUGGAGUGUCCACUUUGUCUAUUGGAGCAGCCAUACAGCCAUUUUCCCGAAUUAUGUACCUGUUCCCAUAGAGCUUGUCAUCCCUGUCUUCAGCAGUACCUGAAGAUCGAGAUACUUGAGAGUCGCAUAAAUAUCAAUUGUCCCGAAUGUACGGAACCAUUGCAUCCGAAUGACAUACAAAAGAUACUUAACUUUGACGCCAAUCUAAUGGAAAAAUACGAGACAUUUAUGUUGAGGAGAAUACUAGUAACCGAACCGGAUGCCCGAUGGUGUCCAGCACCCGACUGUAGCUACUGUGUCAUCGCUAGCGGUUGUGCCAGUUGUCCGAAAUUGAAAUGCGAACGACCCGGCUGUGAGACAUCGUUUUGCUAUCAUUGCAAACAGGAAUGGCAUCCGAACCAGACCUGCGACGCUGCCCGCCAACAACGUGGCCAACGUUUCUCCCGACACGGAAAGUCAUCGUCCGUUUCGUUUAGUCACGAUUCGAUUGUCCAACGAGACGACAUCAAACCGUGUCCCUGUUGUAAGGUACUGAUCAUUAAGAUGGACGACGGUUCCUGCAAUCACAUGACCUGUUCGGUCUGCGGCACAGAAUUCUGUUGGCUCUGUAUGAAAGAGAUCUCCGAUCUGCACUACUUGUCCCCAUCGGGUUGUACUUUCUGGGGUAAAAAACCCUGGAGUCGCAAGAAAAAGAUUAUGUGGCAAUUGGGUAUGCUGGUCGGUGCACCCGUUGGUAUCGCCCUAAUUGCCGGUAUUGCCGUUCCGGCCAUUAUUAUCGGUAUACCCGUAUGGGUCGGACGAAAACUGCACGCCCGUUUCGAACGACACCAAAUGCGACGCCACAAACGCAACAUACUGGUCACGACCGGGGUUUUGACAUCGAUUUUUGUGUCGCCCAUACUGGCCGCAGUAGCCGUCGGUAUCGGUGUUCCCAUACUGUUGGCCUAUGUCUACGGUGUGGUUCCCAUAUCGUUGUGCCGUUCCGGCGGCUGCGGUGUUAUUACGUCAGCUUCGGGCGUCCGAAUCGAAUUGGACGAAGAAAAUGAAAUCGCCAUCGGAUCCAAUGUGGCCGCCGAUGGUGUCAGCGUUGAUACGGCACUCAGCAAUCGCGGCGUCAAUCCGAGUAUCGGCGAAGUUUCAUUAGGACUAUCGACUAGCCUAUCGAUGGGCAGUGCCACUCAUAUUGAUCGUAUCGGCGGCGCGUGUGAUCGGGAAAAUGGUUCGACAGCUGCCUGUGCCGGCAGUAUAGCCAGCGGUACACUGUCUACGGCUGCACACAAUAAAGUUGAAAUACAGGCCGACGUUUCAUCAAACAAACGAUUCAGUCUAAGCAGUCACUGCGAAACAGUUUCGGCUACACUAAGCUUCGGCGAUCGGUCGACAAACAUAUCCUAUAUGGACGACAGUGCCAGCGUCAAAGCGCUGGCCGGUUCUAUAGUUGGCUACUGUUCCAAUUCGGUUACACCAGUCGAAGUACAUACCGAUCCGACUGUUAGACCUAUCACUGCUACCGAUACCAAAAGCUUGUGUUACACUGGCGGUUGUGAACAACAGCUAUCGCCCGAUAGUCGGGUCAGUAUUGAAAACAAUUACUCAAUCAGUUCGCCAUACGGUGACUAUUCAGUCAAUUAUAUCGAUGACACGCCCAGUCCUCCAUCAGAUCAACUCAAUAGUGAUCAGGUAUUCACCAGUCACUCAUCAAACGGCUAUUAUUAUUAUUCGCAGACAAAACAUCUGAUCGGAAAGUUUGAGUCGCGAUCAUUGGAACAAUUGACCAAUUAUUGUGAAUUGUGUCACAAAAGCCAUAAGCCUUGUUGUCCUAAUUAUAAUAUAUCAUCGCAAAAGUUGUCGCAUAAGUCGGCCAACAAAUCUAGUACUCAAUCGAUGACUCGGCGACAACAGUGUCGUUCUGUUGGCGGCGGCGGCGGUAACGAUGAGAACAGUCGACCGGUGACGACAACAACAACAAAGUCUAAGUCACAGUCGUCAUCGUCGUCGUCGUCAUCAUCGAGUAAAAGACGUACUUCGAGCACAAAAUCUAGAAAGUCGUCAACUGCAUCGUCAGUAUCAUCAGCAUCGGGUGUUAUAGUCACCGCCGCUGCCAACGACUACGCAGUGGCCAAUAAAAUGCACAGAUCUGACUGCAAUAUAACCGAAAGUCCAGAGCAAUAUAACAAAAGAAAUAACAGUAGUAGCGAACAAAACACCAACAAAUUGUCGCUCAUUUUCAAUAAUAAUAAUAGUAUUCCGACCUCAACGGCCACUGUCAACGAGUUGCCGACCACUUCUUCGUCUUCAUCGACAGCAGCAGCACAUGACCACCAAUACAACAACAGUACCACAAGAGCUUAUACUAAAAACUCAUUUUCUAAUAUUUUUAUGCAAACUAAAGCCACGACUAGUAGUAGUAGUAGUAAUAGUAGUAAUCCUCAACAGAUGCCUAUUAUCAAGACGUCAGAUAUUAAGACCAAUUUCUGUGAAAACAAUAAUCACAAGUCGAGUGAAGUUUAA
This is a messenger RNA of Oppia nitens, 3211 nucleotides long. Its product is annotated as E3 ubiquitin-protein ligase RNF19B-like. Gene Ontology annotation, cellular component: cytoplasm; ubiquitin ligase complex. Gene Ontology annotation, biological process: positive regulation of proteasomal ubiquitin-dependent protein catabolic process; ubiquitin-dependent protein catabolic process; protein polyubiquitination. The coding region runs from base 311 to 3211 and encodes 966 amino acids. The transcript has 3 exons. Lineage: Eukaryota; Metazoa; Arthropoda; Arachnida; Sarcoptiformes; Oppiidae. The record is from RefSeq and is a predicted model, not a curated record. Gene Ontology annotation, molecular function: ubiquitin conjugating enzyme binding; zinc ion binding; ubiquitin protein ligase activity.